CAAACUAUUGACAAAUGGAGUAAUAAGGUCCAAAUCGCCUCAGGUAUUCCGCCAAAUAAAAAGUUCAAAGCUAUUAAUCAAGAUCAGCUUUUGAGAGAACUUAUAGAAAGUUGCAUGAUUGAUACAGACGAUCCAGUUGCGCUUGGAACGCAAUGGGUGGCAAUUAGACAAGAAAAAG
Funneliformis caledonium is the source of this 178-nucleotide messenger RNA. The record is from the annotation of a GenBank genome assembly. Lineage: Eukaryota; Fungi; Glomeromycota; Glomeromycetes; Glomerales; Glomeraceae.